AAACUCAAGGCAAAACCAACAGGCCAACAGGCCAACAGGCGAGAGUUUAUAUUCACCGGUUGGCCAGUUUUCGUGCGUUUCCGGUUCGCGUUCCGUCCGUGCGUCCGUGCGUCCGUGCGUCCGUGCGUGCAAUAUUCAGUGUGAGUCCGGCAGUUGGCAAACAGUUGGCCAUGGCGGCCAGACAGCACCGCUGCAGGAGUAUGCUACGAUACCAGCUGCAGCCGCUGGCUCUAGCACUGGCGCUCUCUCUGGCUGUGGCCCUGCCCGGCGCGGCAGCCGGAAAUGAUGUUAUUUCCUUGACGAAAGUCGACUCUGUGCACGGUCUGGACAACGUGGAUGCAGCGCAGUCAACCCGCCAGUCGAGACCAGGCAAAAACUUUGACUAUGGCGCCUACGCGAAUGAUUUCAAUUUGCAAGAAGAGGCCUCCAUACCGGAGGACAUAUUUGACCAGCACGAUGGCGACAUUAAAGAUACCGACUCCCAGCUGCACUAUGCCCCAGCCGCCUCUGAAGCAACCGCUGUCGAUGAUGAUGAUAAUGUGGAUGUGGAUGUGGAUGAUGAUGAUGAUGCCACAGAUGCCGCAGAUGCUGGACAUGCUGAAGAUGCGAUCGGGUCUGCGUGGAGCGAUGCGGACGCUUCAGCCCCAUGGCAUGAGGAUGAGGAUGAGAAGGAGAAGGAGACUGAUGCAUCCGAGGCAGCGGAUAUAAUACUUGAAUCUCAAAGGCCCACAACGAGAAACUUCACUGUGCAGCUGGACACAAAGGAAACAUUCAAAAGGAAGAAAUUCUCGAGUCAGAAGCCUAAUACGAGCCAAGUCUUAUACAAAUUGGGAAACAAAAAGGACCGCCAGCAGCCGAAGAAAUUGGUCAAUGAAGGAGCAGUAAAGGAGGAGGAGGAAGCCAAAGCGACAGAGGCAAGCACGGACAAUGCAAAGCUCGAAAGGAAAAGAAUAAGGUAUACAAAAUUGAAGGAAAUGCACGAACAGCGAAAUCAACAGAAGGAACAACAGAAACCCAAGCAGCAGGAUCACGGUGCAGGCAGAACCAAGUGGCAAAUCGGUGAGAAGGGGGAGAAGAGAGAGCGAGAGGAACAGCUGGUUGAUUCCAUUGAAAUAUUAAAUGAACGAAAAUGUAAUAAACCAUCAGGAGAAUUAGCAAUGGAGGAGCAGCUGGAUCCAGAGCAAGACACUUUUCAGAUAGAGAAGAGAAACGAGAAAGAACCAGAGAUGGAGAGAGUCAAGGAUGAUGAUGAGAAAACAUUCGGCGAUAUUGAAGACAAUUUUGCUGAAGAUAAAGUAAUUGACAUUGACGAAUCAUCCAAAAAUCAAGAACCGCCACCAGAAGCCACAGCUGCCACAAAGUUAACAUCAACGGGAAGCGGAGAGGCCACAAUGCCACCGACUGUGGCCAUGAUUGGGCGCAAGGAGAAGCGUGGCUUUUUCCGCAUGUACAGGCCAGAUCUGAUGGCUAAAUAUUUUGAAAAGUUCGAUGAGCCUGACAAUACACCGGUUAAUGUUGAGGACGAAGACCUUGAUGCGCCCGUUGGGAAACUGCACUACUUCGAAAACGGCGGCCAGCCACAGGAGCAGCAGCAUCCCUCACAAAAGGAGUUGCCCACACGGACAGAAAAUGGAACGCAGCAGCAGCAGCAGCAGCAGCAGCCCGAAUCACGUUACACUGACGAUCAGAAUGCGGAGGAGCAGCAGCCAGAACAGGAGCCACAGGAGCCACAGGAGGACAGGCUCGUAAGUCUUGAGAUGAGGAGUAGCGAGACGGAAUCGGAAAAGGAAUCUGAAAUGGAAUCUGCAUUGCAGCCGUUUCAGGAGACGGUCACGGUGCCGGCCACAACCAUAACACCAAUCUCGGCGACACCUUCCUCUGCUUUUGAGUUGUUUAAGGCGUUGCGGCGCAGCCAUCAGAAGGCCGGACACAAGAGCCACAAGAAGCGCUAUAAGGAUUACCUGAAACGUCAUCAUCAGUCAUUAAGGCAGCCACUGGCACCACUGGCACCAUCACCACCACCACCGAGUCUCUCUCCCCGUCAUGCCCAGAAGUUGCUCGAGGAGCAAGAGAGGGAGCGGGAGCGGGAGCGAGCACAUUCUGCGCCCAUUUUCGCUUUGGGUAUACGUCCCCGGUCAUUGCUGUCCACUGAUAAACCCUUCUACGAGGGACGCGUAUAUUACUACGACCAUCCCCAGGGGGGCAUGGCCAUGAAGCAGGACCUGGAGGAGCAGCAGCAGACCACAGAGAUGGAGCGACUAAUAGCACACGACAAUGAUAACUGGUACCGUCGCAUAAGUCCCAUCCUACGCAACGGAGUCAAAAGUGGCCGUGGCGAGCAGCAUCCUCAUCAUCAGCAGAAGCACCAACACCAUCAGAGCCAUAAAGGACAUCAUCAGCACCAGUACAAGCAGCACCACAACCAGCAUCACAGCCAUCACCACCACCACCACACCAACCAUCACAAUCCGGACCAGAAAGUAGGUCAAUUGCUGCAGAGGUCGAACAAUCCGUACCAGCGCAGGGCCCACCAGACGCCAGCAGCCUCGAUGGCAGAUUCUCCGAGCAGUUCGGUGGCCACUCCACCGUUGCCACCGUUGCCACCGCCCACCCAGCAGCUGGGACAUCAGAUCACCGAGCUGGAACACCUUGAGCGCUACUACGCCAAGUGGCCGCAUCUAGCACGGGUGCAGUUCCAGCUGUACGACGAGCAACGCGAGCCUCAGCAGCAGCCUCUGCUGUAUGGCGACUAUGGGGACGAUUACGAGAGUGCAGCCGAGCUGGAAGAGGCACAGGAGGAGCAGGGCGAGGAGGCCAAUCUGCCGCCGUACAUCAAGAAGUACAAUCGGCGCAACAAGCAGCUGCUCAACCUGCUCGAGGGCACCCUGCCACCACCAGCAGCACCGCCAAUCCCAUCGAACCCAAUCAGUGGCUCCGUUUGGAGCGUAUCCGUGCCACCUGUCACGACAGCGGUGCGACUGGACGAUGAGUAUCUGAAGCAGAAGCGGCGACACUACCAUCAGCAGCAUCGUUUCAAGGAUUUGUUUGCCGAGCAGCGCGUCGAAACCACCACGAUGGCAGCCGCUCCACCAGUCGCAGGCGAAACAGCAGCCACAUUGGCAAAGGCUGCCGGCAAUCAGCUGCCUGACGAGGAUGGGUAUGUGGACAGCGAUGAAGAGCAGCAGAAGCCGCAACAGCAGACCUUCUGGCAGAGGGAAAUGGCCAACAAGGCAGUCGCCCCAGUCGAUCCACCUUCCUCCACACCGCCGUCUCCUGUGACUACGCCCAAGCCCGCCCUGUUCAAGUUGCCCUCCUAUCCAGCCAUAGCGGGCAGCUUUCUGGGAGCACCGCGAAGUCGCAGCCGAAGCGCACAGUUCGUGGCCAAUGUGGCGGGUCGUGGACAGAGCAGCAGUCGUCCCCGUUACGACACCUCGAACGGAGCCAAGGGCGCUGGUGAAUCGGGAGAAUCGAGCGUUGCAGCGUCGCCGCUCAAUUCCUUUGUGUAUCAUCGGGUCGUCGAUGCAAUCGGCGGCAACUCGGUGCUAUCCAACAGCCGCAAGCAGUCCCGUCUGCCAUUCGUAGCCAUCACGGAUCGAAGGCUCGAGACAAUGGUCAGCAAGCGGCUGCUAGCGGAGCGACACAAAGACUUUGAGCAGAAUCAUUUUCCGAUGCCCUAAGCCGCGCGAGCUCCAAGUCCGAGUGUCGAGGUGAGGCGGGAGAGCAAGAAUAAGUAAUGAGGGGCUGCAGAGUGGGCUGGACACGAGAUUGGAUAGCAGAUCGUUUCGGAAUCGCUUUUCUACGAUUGAAAUUUGAAGGAUUUUAACUAUUUCGAACCACCCAAAAUCCCAAGGCGUGAAAACACUUCUCUGCAAUGUUUCGUGCCAACUGAAAUUGUUGUCAAUGACUGAUUUUUAGAUCGGAUUUGGGCCGAAAUACAUAUUUCAGAUGGGACAGACACAUCACUGAGGGUUUUUUUGUGGGUCCAGGACCUCGCAUCCAGCCUUAUUCUCAGCCAUGGGUCGUAACAUAUACAUAUAUAUAGAGCUAUAACACAUUGUAGUCGCCGCUUUUGGAUGAUUAUUUUUGGGUUUUACGUACUAUGUUGAACAAAAUACUCACAUAUUCUUGUACAUGUGUCUGUAAGAGGCGAAAGGAGAGAAUCAAAAGGAUUUAGAGAUAAUUGUCGAAGGAGUUUUUUUGUGGAAACAUGAACCGUAAAUGUAAUGGAAAAGUAAAAGGAAAUUAAACUAUAAAAUGACAAAUUGGAAACAACAACAAAAUAUGCCACUAAAUUUAAGCAAACAAUUUUUUUUUUUUUUGUAUAAAAAUAUCACAAAGUUCUGUAGACACACACACACACACACACACACACACAUAGCAAGAGUUGCUAGAAAUCAAAAAGUGAUAUCCA
Molecule: messenger RNA, 4411 nt
Organism: Drosophila guanche
Lineage: Eukaryota; Metazoa; Arthropoda; Insecta; Diptera; Drosophilidae
Product: protein PRRC2C
Exons: 4
Coding region: 171-3677 (1168 amino acids)
Biological process (GO): chromatin remodeling
Cellular component (GO): cytoplasm; nucleolus; nucleoplasm
Molecular function (GO): RNA binding; chromatin binding; histone binding
Source: RefSeq, a predicted model, not a curated record